AAUGAGCAAGUCUGGAGGCUGUUGCAAGAGCCUACUACAUUUAGCGUUUGAUUAUGAAACAACAAAAACUCUGGUUAUUCCCAGCGUAGGGGUCGGAUGUUUCUUCAGGUUCCUCCAGCUUAUGGUGCUGCUGUACGCGGUGGGGUAUGUGUUUCUGGUGCAGAAAGCCUAUCAACAGACGGACUCUGUGAAGAGUACCGUCACCACCAAAGUGAAAGGUUUUGCCUUCACCAAUAAUUCAAACAUGGAUCCUAGAUUUUGGGACGUGGCUGAUUAUGUUAUCCCACCUCAGAGUGUGAAUUCAUUCUUUGUGCUGACAAAUAUGGUUAUUACCCCACAUCAAACUCAAGCACGCUGUCCUGAGCUUCCAAGCCCAUCAACUACUUGUGUGGAUGAUUGUGACUGUAUCCAGGGAUACAAUGAUCCCAGAGGCAACGGUAUAAGGACAGGUCUGUGUGAAAACUAUUCCACGACUGCCCGGACUUGUGAAGUGCUCUCAUGGUGCCCUCUUGAAAUAGACACAAAUCUGCCUGAACACCCACUGCUGGCUGCUGCAGAGAACUUCACUGUGCUGAUCAAAAACAGCAUAACAUACCCUAAAUUCAACUUCCACGCAAGAAACUUACUGCCACAUAUCAACUCUUCAUACCUCAAGAGGUGCCAAUUCAAUCGUACAACAGAUCCUGACUGCCCCAUCUUCCUCCUUAAACACAUGGUUUCAGAGGCUGGAGAGGAAUUUCAAGACAUGGCUGUAAAGGGUGGUGUCCUUGGUAUUAUCAUUGACUGGACCUGUGAUCUGGACUGGUGGGCCAAGAAGUGCACCCCCAAGUACAUCUUCCGCAGGCUGGACAACAAAAAUCCUGUUAAUAACAUUGCUCCUGGAUACAACUUCAGGUAUGCAAAGAACUACAAGACCCCAGAUGGAGUGGAGACCAGAACCUUGAUUAAAGCAUAGGGGAUCCGGUUUGAUGUCCGUUUUGGAACUGCAGGAAAAUUUGGAGUUGUACCAAUAGUAAGCCUAGGUGCAGGAUUGUCAUUUCUUACUUUGGUUCCUAUUUUUGCUGAUAUUUUUAUGUCGACGUGUGCGAGAAAAAGGCAUCUUUACAACAGACGCAAGGUGGAAUAUCUGAAUGAGGAUACUGACACUGAAGCAAUGUCAAUGAGCUCCACGUAUGGAACCCAGUAACAUGAUCACAUCACCGUGGGAUAACUGAGAUGACUGUGAACAAUAAUUUUCAUGAGUGAAUAUCUUCUAUCAUAUGAGCAGUGGUGGAACGUAACAAAGUAAAUUUA
Messenger RNA from Notolabrus celidotus (New Zealand spotty), 1293 nucleotides. Its product is annotated as P2X purinoceptor 4-like. Gene Ontology annotation, biological process: response to ATP; monoatomic cation transmembrane transport. Gene Ontology annotation, cellular component: plasma membrane; nuclear inner membrane. NCBI's taxonomy places the organism in Eukaryota, Metazoa, Chordata, Actinopteri, Labriformes, Labridae. Gene Ontology annotation, molecular function: purinergic nucleotide receptor activity; extracellularly ATP-gated monoatomic cation channel activity. The record is from RefSeq and is a predicted model, not a curated record.